Molecule: messenger RNA, 2485 nt
Organism: Centropristis striata (black sea bass)
Lineage: Eukaryota; Metazoa; Chordata; Actinopteri; Perciformes; Serranidae
Product: granulocyte-macrophage colony-stimulating factor receptor subunit alpha-like
Exons: 9
Coding region: 4-1023 (339 amino acids)
Biological process (GO): cytokine-mediated signaling pathway
Cellular component (GO): external side of plasma membrane
Molecular function (GO): protein binding; cytokine receptor activity
Source: RefSeq, a predicted model, not a curated record
GCAAUGAAGCUGUUUCCUGUCCAUCCAGUAUUUUGGUUGAGUUUGCUGCUUUCGUGUGCCUCACAGAGUGACACGGAGGCCCAACAUACAGAUGUCUGUCAGGAUGACAUGUUCCCUGGUGAUGUGGAUGAACGUAAUCCUCCAGGGCAGGACGAUUAUGUAGGGGCGGAUUGGGUGGGGGACAACUUGGAGAAAUUUCGCUGCCUCCUUUACCCAAAAAAUACACUCAACUGCUCCUGGUCAUUCGACACUUUGAAAGAGGAUCCUCAUCUCUUUGUCGAUAUCAGUAUCUGUGACGGUAAUAGCUCGGUUCCCUCGUUGGACCUUACGUCUGAGGACAGAGUCGGAUCGAGGUCUUUGAUUCUGGACGAGUACGAGUCGCUUUAUGUUGUCUUCCACUUUAACAUAACUCAGCACCCCCAGUGGACAGUCUACACCAAAACAUAUGACUUGGAGAUGUUAGAGGUCCUGCCUCCACCCCCAAAUAUCUCCGCAUCAAUCACAGAUGGAGUCCUGCUGGUGACCUGGGGUUUGCCCCACACUCGAAUAGCCGUCGACUCCUCGUGCUUUGAGUACCAGCUGGACCUGGGCCAUCAUGAUCAGGAAAGAUACCUGAGUUUGUCCGACCAGCUGUCUUAUUCAGAGCCCAACCCGGAUCCCACCUACACCUACAGCGUGACCAUGAGGACCAGGAAGCAGCACACAUGCUUGUCUCACUUGUCUCAGUGGAGCGACUGGAGUCCUGCCAUCAGGCUGGAACAGUCGACAUACAAACUCAACACUCUGGUGAUCGUCUCAAUUUCUCUUGGAAUACCCAUGAUCCUCCUGGCUUUGCUGCUGCUGGUGCGCCAUCAGAGGAUUACAAAGGUUCUGUUUCCUCCGAUUCCUCGCCCUCCGCAAAAGUACAAAUAUUUCCUGGAAAAAAACGAGACAUUUAACUUCUUUCACUCUGCUCCGUCAGCUGAACCAGUGGAGAUCACAGAGGUGGAGGACACUGAGCAAAAACCUGGCAAGACAUCAUAAAUGAUAUAAGAAGGACAUAUUCAAAUUACAGGUGCAUCUCAAUAAACUAGAAUAUCAUAAAAAAGUUUAUUUAUGUCAAUAAUUCAAUUCAAAAAGUGGAAAUAACACAUUAUAUAGAUCCAUUACACACAGAGUGAAACAUUUCAUGCCUUAAUUUAUUUAAUUUAUUCUAAUUAUAAUGAUUAUGGCUUACAUUUAAUGAAGACCUAAAAUUCAGUGUCUCAAAAAAUUGUGAUAUUACAAAAGACCAAUUUUAACCCUCUAGAGUCCAUGAAAGCACCUGCAUAUUACUUCUUCAUGAUGUGAAUACAUAAAAAUAAAGCAACAUUGAGUCUUACCAUCAGUUUCCCUCUAAAGUUCUGGCUUGAAACUCCAUACCAGAUGUGUUUUGGAUUAUAUUCGGCCAAGUAAAACUGGAAAAUAUAUUUAGUAUAAAAAUAUAGAACUAGAGAUUUUCCUAAUUUUACCUGUUAUAUGUAAUAUUUGCGACCUCUAUUCAUUUUUGCAACAUUUAAAAUUCUGUGUAUUGAAAUAUAAUUUUCAAGAUCAGAUUUUAUGUUUUCCUUUGUUUCUUUUGGGUUAAACAUUUUUAUCAAGUAAGUCAAAGUAAAGAAAUUAAUUAUCAGGACAUAUAGGUGAGGUAACGCUGAUACCAACAUGGCAUGGUAAAGAUUUUUAACAGAUUUUAUAAAGGACAUAAUACCUCAAGAUUUGAAUACCCAGAGGGUUAAAAAGUAUGUUUGAUAUGGAAAUGUUGGCCUCUGAAAAGUAUGUCCAUCUAUAUGACUCAAUACUUGGUUGGGGAUGUUUGACCUCAACUAUUGGAAAUGGACUUUUCCAUCAUAUUCUAAUGUAUUGAGAUGCACCUGUAUUCCUACGCCAGGCAACGCCAGGCGCAUUUUCAUACAAAACUUCAAUUCAGUAACAAGCAUAAAUGUGUUGAAUGCAUGCAAAGUGUGAGUAGCUUUAUAUUUGUGUGUUUUUUUAUGACCCUCAUCUUUACAGUCCAGGCUCAAGCUUUGUGACACUUUAAUACAUUGUAAGACACAUACAGUCAUGGAAAAAAUUAUUAGACCACCCUUGGCUCAGUUUGUAGAAUGGUCACCUACUGAUUGGAUGGUUGGGGGUUCGAUCCCUGACCAUGGCAGCCUACAUGUCAAAGUAUCCUCAAGCAAGAUACUGAACCCCAAAUUGCUCCUGAUGCUGUGUUCAUCAGUGUGUGAAUUAAUUCCCAAUGGUGGCAGGUGGCACCGAAUGUGUGUGUGAACGGGUGAAUGAGCGCAGUCUGUAGUGUAAAUCGCUUUGAGUGGUCGCAGAGCGACUAGAAAAGCGCUAUAUAAGUGCAGGUCCAUUUACCAUUUGUUUUCUCUAAUAUGUUAUUUUAACGCCUGGUAAAACUAAAGGUACAUUUGUUUGGAAAAAUAUAAUGAUAACAACAAAAAUAGCUCAUAAGAGUUUAAUU